Messenger RNA from Zasmidium cellare ATCC 36951, 1683 nucleotides. RefSeq lists its product as uncharacterized. Bases 1 to 1683 code for a protein of 560 amino acids. Lineage: Eukaryota; Fungi; Ascomycota; Dothideomycetes; Mycosphaerellales; Mycosphaerellaceae. The record is from RefSeq and is a predicted model, not a curated record. The transcript has 5 exons.
AUGCUAUCCCUCACCACGACCGCCCUCCUCCUCGCCUCCACGGCAUCAAGUCUCCCUCAAUGGGGCUGGCCCGGCCACGGCCCUCCUCACAGCCCAGGCCACAACCACGGCAGUCCCAUCACAACAACCGUCAACCUAGGCUACUCCACCUACGAAGGAACCCGCCUCUCCCCCGCCAACGUCCUCCAGUAUCUCGGCAUCUCCUUCGCCGCACCACCACUUGGAAACCUCCGCUGGCGAGCGCCCCAAGAUCCCGUUCACAAGACUGGCGUCCAACCUGCAGAUGCUUUCCAACCGACAUGUCUGGGAUACUUCGGUGGCGGGCUGAGCGAUAGUGUGAAUGAAGAUUGUUUGUACCUGAACGUCUUCGCUCCUGCGAACGCUACAACGGAGAGUAAACUGCCCGUGUGGUUCUUCAUUCAGGGAGGCGGGUAUGCUGGAGAUACGGAUCAGAAUUUCAAUUUCACGGAGGUGGUGGAGAGGAGUGGAUAUGGCAUGAUUGCUGUGCAGAUCAACUAUCGAGUGGGAGCUUUUGGAUUCCUUGCUAGUGAGAAGGUGAGAGGCGAUGGAGAUUUGAAUGUUGGGCUUUUGGACCAGAGGAAAGCGAUGCAUUGGGUACAGCAGUACAUCCAUCUCCAGUUUGGCGGUGACCCAGAGCACGUUGUCAUCCACGGCGACAGCGCAGGAGCUGGAAGUGUUGCUUUCCACCUCACCGCGUAUGGCGGCCGGGACGACCACCUCUUCGUUGGCGGAAUCUCGGAGUCGCCCUUCUGGCCAACGCACAGGACUGUGCCCGAAAUGGAGUUCCAGUUUGAGAGGUUCGCGCAGAACGUCAGCUGUGACCCGGCUGAGGGCAUCGACGUGAUGGCUUGCCUUCGGUCAAAAGACACCGCGACUCUCCAAGGCGCAGACGUCACCUCGCCUUUCCCCGAUGCGCCAAGUACGCCGAACCCAUCGUGGUACUUCUUGCCUGUCAUCGACAGCACGUUCUCGACCGAUUACCUCUACAACCUCUUCGAGCAAGGCAAGCUCGUUCGUGUGCCUUUGAUCGUUGGAGAUGAUACAGAUGAAGGCACGGGCUUUGCAAUCAAUGCCAAUACGUCCAGCGAUUUCCUCAACUUCAUGGAUGCCAACUACCCCAAGCUUGGAAACUCGACAUUGCAAAAGAUCAGCAGAGCCUAUCCAGAAAACGGCUUCGGCGCACCGAUUGCUCAUGGCCCAUACUUCCCAGCAGCUGCAGCGGCAUACGGAGAAGCGACGUUUAUUUGUCCCGGGAUCCAAAUGGCCAGCUCACUAGCAAAGUAUAACUCCGCAGCAAAGACCUGGAACUACAGAUACAAUGUUCAAGACCAGGCCUUGAUCGCGGCGGGUCUCGGUGUGCCUCACGUCUCUGAGAAGCCUGCGAUCUGGGGACCGAAUAACGCUGGGGCUUGUGGUGACCCUUGCAGCUAUCUGACGUACAAUGCUAACAUUGUGCCUGUUAUGAUGAGCUAUUGGAUUAGCUUCAUCCUGACUCUCGAUCCAAAUACGUACAAGGUCAGGCAGGCGCCUGAGUGGCAGCCUUGGCAGAAGGUCCAGCGGUUGGUCAUCCAGACGAAUGCAUCGAGGAUGGAGAAUAUCCCCAGUGCGCAACUACAGAGAUGCGAGCUCUGGGAAGGCCUUGCUACGGUCACCGAGCAGUAG